UACAUUAGCACGAGGGAGUGGGUCAAUGUAAGUGAACACCGUAGUAUUCGGGGGUGCAGAUUACUUGAGGAAAAUUACUAUGAGGACUCUACAAAAUGUAACAUCAGAAUUGCAUGGUUAUUUCGUGCCUUUGAGCAGCUGAGAAACACAGCUACCGUUGCUGAGAAACUAAAAGGACUAUGAGGGCGAGAAACCGACAGACAGCAGGGACACUAGACAAAGGAGAUCUCCAUUUCCAUAAAAACACUCCAUAACGGAGCAAAGAAAGCCAAACAACUGUUCUGACAGCUGCGUUGCUGUCUGACUAUCGCCGUACAAACGGGACAUAUCUGUGACUAAACACGAGCCAUCUGUGGAUCAGUUAGAGAAGAAAUAAAACUGGAGUGCUAAGAAUUAACUAACUGACAGACUUGUGUGCAAAAUGGGGGAGCAGCCACUACUCAGCAUUAAGGCGCACGUUUUCCAGAUCGACCCAGCCACUAAACGUAAUUGGAUACCGGCCAGCAAACACGCUGUCACCGUUUCGUUCUUCUAUGAUGUCGGCAGGAGCGUGUAUCGCAUCAUCAGCGUAGGGGGCACUAAGGCCAUUAUAAACAGCACAAUUACACCAAAUAUGACCUUUACGAAAACAUCGCAGAAGUUCGGCCAGUGGGCAGACAGCAGGGCUAACACAGUUUACGGCCUGGGAUUUGCCACAGAGCUGCAGCUACAACAGUUUUCUGAGCAGUUUAAAGAGCUGAAGGAGGCAGCGCGGCUCGUCCGGGAUAAAUCGCAGGAGAAGUUCGAGUUGCUGAGUCCUGCUUUAAACAUCACGGCUCCUCAGGCUCCUCCACUUCUCGAUAUCAAUGGGUCUACUGAGGACAAGCUGUUUCGCAGCAAGAGUGCUGAUAUGGAGCAGACCACUGAGAAAGAGCAGAUGCGGAAGAUGCUGUCUGAAGGGUCGAUAUGUGAGAUGAACUCGGAGGCUGAGCUGUUCUCUCUUCGGGAAAGCAACGCUAAGCUGUUAGCAGCUCUUCACGAAGCUAGCGGCAGCAUUGAACAAUGGAAAAAGCAACUAGCCGAGUAUCAGGAGGAGACAGAUCGACUCCGAGAGCAGGUUGCAGAGCUGGAAGCUCAAAAUGUGGUUUCAGGCCCAGAUAGAGAGGGUGAGGAGCUCGCACAGUCUUUGGCAGAGAUGGAAGCCCUAUUAAAAGCUAAAGAUGAGGAAAUUAAGAUUCUGCAGGGCAAGAAACCAGACAUUACUGAGCUGGAGAAAGAACGAGAGGAGGCCAGCAAAAGGGUGCAGGAUUUGGAGGAAAAGAAUGCAGAGUUGAAGAAUCGUGUGCAGAUAGCAGAGAUGGCUUUAGCUUCCUCAUUGGAUGCCCGAAACAGGGUGGAGGGUGAGGUGCAUAGAGUCGUUGAGACUUUAGAUGUCAAGAUCUAUGAUUUGAGCGACCUCCGACAGAACCUAGCCAAGCUCCUGGAGAAAUGACCUCGGUAACAACACCAACAGCUGCGGAUGCCGCAAAGCCACCACAAAAACACUAUUACUUUACAGGAAUCUUCCCCAGGUGCCCAACUCAAAAUUCAGUGGUUUAUCAUGGUACUAGAUUAGUAGCAAAACAUUAAAAGGUAUUACAUUGCAUGACACUAUGUUUAGGACUAUGUUUAUCAUUGCUGCACAAUUACCAGAUCUUUCUGGCCCUAAAUAACUCAAAGCUCAAAUAAUAGCAAACCGUGAAAAGACUAGAGCUUUUUCUAGGUAGGUUUCAGACCUGAUUACUGGUACUAGACAUCAAUAUUAUUCAGAUUAAACAUUGAUUUGUGACAAGUUUUUGAAAUUAGAUGCACUUUGAACAGAACAGAAAUAAGCUUUACUGUUCAAUGUAUUCACCAGUAUUAUUGUUAGAUGCAUAGAAUUGAAAAUAUCUUGACACCAGCAUGUCUGUUGGGAGUGUCAGUAUGGACUUGAAUAGGCUGUUAUUGAUUUAAUGGCGUUUUGAAUUACUCUGGCCAUUAGCUGCUUCUUCUGUAUGGCUCAUAAAUCCUGCAUAAAUCUUUAUUGGACUACAGCAAUAGAGAAACUUAAGCACAACGCUAACAAAAAAUGCCAUUUCUAUUAGUAACAAACAAAAACAAGAGUGAAUGGUUAACAUUAACUACUUUAUUAACUAAUGUAUUUAUUGUUUUACUGGCAUUCUGAAGCCUGGGUCUAGUUAUGCAAGUAUUGCAUAAAAUCUGAUGCGUUCAUGAAGCUGGACAAACUAAUUCAUUUGAUAGCCAAAUGUAAUUUCCACUACUAGAUUACAUCAGUUUAAUAUGACCCACUAAACGCAACAACCCUUUAGGAGCAUCACUUUAGACUUUUUGUAGACCACAGUUGUUCUUUCGUCUUGCAUGCAUCUUUAUACUAAUAUUUAUACUAUAUAGUUUUUCCUCUUUGAAAACAUGUCUGUUCUGUAUUUAGGCUUAACAUUUACUGUAACUGUUGAGAUUUCACUAUUUGGACAUUGCUUUCAUGUACUCUCAAGAACAUUUGCACAUAUGCUAUUUUUCUAUUGCGUGUCUGUUGUCUGUGAUUUUAUAUGAAUUCACAAUAAAAGUGUUUGCUUAACGUAAAAA
Molecule: messenger RNA, 2601 nt
Organism: Paramisgurnus dabryanus
Lineage: Eukaryota; Metazoa; Chordata; Actinopteri; Cypriniformes; Cobitidae
Gene: homer3b
Product: homer scaffold protein 3b
Biological process (GO): G protein-coupled glutamate receptor signaling pathway
Molecular function (GO): G protein-coupled glutamate receptor binding
Source: RefSeq, a predicted model, not a curated record